UGCUGCUGCUGCUGCUGCUGCUGCCAGCAAGGCUGGGAAGGGGCGCUGCGCAUCGCCGCCGAAACGCUCUUCACCGUCUUCAUUGAAGCCACAGCAGCAGAAGCAGCAGCAGCAGCAGCAGAAGGCAACUCGGGUUUCAUCUGCUAGCGCUGCACCCGCCCGCCUCGAGGGUCGGAAGGCCAGCGUUAAUAGAGCAGCAGGAAAACAGCAGGAGCAGCAGCAAACAUCAGCAGCGGCGAACAAGCAACAGAAAACACACCACCGCACAAGUGCACAAACAGCAGCAGCAACACCAGCUGCAGCAGCAAAUAAAGAUGAAGGUGCCGAGCAGCAAACGACAGCUAGAGAUCCUCCACCUACAGAGUCCGGAAGGCCGCGUCGGCAUGCAGCAGCAAGAGCAGCUGCAGCAAUCCUUGCUGCUGCUGCUCCUCCUUCUGAGGGGUUUUUAGUAAUGGAUAUCCCUGAAGAAGGGACAAGGGAGAAGGAGCAGCUGCUGCUGCUGCAGCGGCAGCAGCAGCAGCAGCAAAGGAGACGCCUCAACAGAGGCACAGACAAAACCAAAGGCAAACCAGAGGGAUCGGGAUCGGGAUCGGGAUCGCAUCAGCGGAGGUCUGUUGAGGAGAAGCCGGAAAAAGCGGCAGAACGUGAUGCAGCAGCACCGCCACCAACAGCAGCAGCAGCAGCAGCAGCAGCAGCAGCACCUGCAGCAGCAGCACCUGCAGCAGCAGCACCUGCAGCAGCAUCUGCAGCAGCAGCAAGAGAAGAGGACGAAGCGAAAGGUGAGAAAGACCAGCCUCAUGAAGAGGUGCCUUCGACUUGUACAGAUUCAAAAGAAGAUUUUGUUGCAGAGACAAAUAAAAAUAAUGCACAAGUGAAGAAAGGAGAAGAAGAGCAGCAAACGAAGGGAGAUAAUAUAAAUAAUAAACAUAAGAGUUCGAUAGAUGCAAAUGAAGAUGUUAAUAAAAAUAAUGUAGAAGCUGUACGUACAGCAAAAGAUCUGUGCGGUAGAGACGAAACAAAUAAACAAAAAAAAACUGAGUGUGAUGCUGAAGAUGUGCGAGUUGAAGUUGAAUCCACUUAG
Molecule: messenger RNA, 1081 nt
Organism: Eimeria acervulina
Lineage: Eukaryota; Apicomplexa; Conoidasida; Eucoccidiorida; Eimeriidae
Exons: 1
Source: RefSeq, a predicted model, not a curated record